AUGAACAACUCGCCGCAGAAUACGGAGAUCGCCGGGCAACAGCACCGGUCUGGCGGCGGCGGUGGCGGCGUAGAGAACAGCGACGAGGAGGAAUGGAGUGGUGUCGUGGAAUGUGUAAUGUUAUUACAUCGACUCGUGUAUCGAAAGAAUGAUUUUUAUUUGCUGAAACAGCCUUCCUCGAGCAGUUUCUUGUUGCCCAUUUCGAGUUGUUUUUCGUGGUCAAGGAAAUUCUGUGGGUUGCACAACGCUGUUCUGGAGAGGUCGAAGUCUGAUCGGGUGACACGAACGGAUGAGGACAGGCGUCGUCGCACUAUUAUCGUUGAGAAGAAAAAUGGCACGUACGGUUUCACGUUACAGAGUUACGGGAUACAUUACAAAAGGGAGCAGGAAAUCGAGAUGGUCACCUACGUGGACUACGUCGAAUACGACGGGCCGGCGUUCAAAGCCGGUAUGCGGGAGGGUGACGUUAUAUUAUCGAUAAACGGCCAUGAAAUGGAUCGAGCUGACCACAAAACGUUGGUCAAUUUUAUAAAGAACUGUGAUACUAGGAUGCGAAUGGUGGUGUCUUUCGAGGACUGUGUGAGAAAGGUGGAAUUGCAUAUGCGUUACAUCGAGUUACAACGUGCUCUCCAAUCCCGGCUCGGCGAAUUGGAAAGACUGUGCGAAAGAGAAAGGUCUCUUCUAAUGGGUCGAUGGAAAACCCAUUCCCUGCCAGCUCGCAAGAGAACGCCUAACAAUGUGAUUACGAGUAACCCAAAUCAACCAUCGCCGUCGUCGAGCUUCAAUUCUUCCACGAUUCAGUGCUGUCGCCCGGCCACGUCCACGGAACACCUACUGCUCUACAACGUGUUUUCCGAUGGUCGGCCUUGUUUAGUACCUCGGACCGCCGCCUGUUUGGUGGCUGUAGGACCGCCACGAUCUCGUAGCGAUCACCAUCAUUUCCUCUCAAAGAUGUCCAACGACUCAGGAGUAACGGCCUCGUCGCGACACAGCUACCACCAAGCGAAUGGAAUGAGUACCACCCCGGCGAAAUCUAAAUCGCACAAAUCCUGUCAGCAACAGCAAUCCAGCUCAGGUGGAGAGCAACCUCUUCACGCACCAUCGCAGAACAGUCUUUGCGUAGCAUGUAUCUCGAGCACUAAUCGUCGUAGAGAACAAUCGGACAGCGGCAGUUUGGAUGCAUACGAUCUGGCCAGUCCAUGCUGCGAUCCAAAUUGCGUGCCCAGUCGUCGUCGUCGGGAGAAACAGAGACGGGCGCGAAACGAGCAGAAUCAUCAUCAGCAGCAACAGCAGAUACAACAUCAUCAUGUCCAACGGGAACAGCCACAACAAACGCAGCAACAACAGCAACAGCAACACGGCGCACACAAUUGUUCCCGCACGUCGGGACAUAGUUUACACUCGAUCACGAGCAGCGACAUCUCUACCAUCGUUGACAGCGUCGCCUCGUGUACAACCAGCCUAAGCACAGAUACCCUAUACUGGGAUCCAUCGAAUGUUCAUCAACGACCACCACCGUGCCUUCAGUACGCUAAACCGAAGUCAUGGGACAAUUUAACAACGAAAGCGUUCGGAGGCUACGGAUUCGGUUAUGGGUAUUUAGACACGGCAACCAUAAAGACGCACAGCGCCGAAAGACCCGGCAAAGGUACGCAUGGACGAGCGAAAACCCCAACCGGAACCGUACAGAGAAGGCCAAGCACUAGUACAACGUAUUCGGGAAGUUCCACCAGGCAUUUUCAACCGACAAAGUCUACCGAAAGCCUCUUAAUACCGCCCCCUUAUCAGGGUGAAUUGGACGCCAGCCUAAGUUGCGAAUGCUUGGACGGACCGACUCCACGAUGCGUGCCGGUUAUGCAAAUCGAGAAGCAUAAUCGGCAAGAUGAUGGUGGCUACAUUAUCAACACGCACACGCAAGUCAGACAUCGCCGGUCUAGUCAUUCCGAUGGGAAGUUAAGGGCUCUAAACAAUUCCGAAGUAACGCGAUUGUAA
Molecule: messenger RNA, 1992 nt
Organism: Dufourea novaeangliae
Lineage: Eukaryota; Metazoa; Arthropoda; Insecta; Hymenoptera; Halictidae
Gene: ssp6
Exons: 5
Coding region: 1-1992 (663 amino acids)
Molecular function (GO): protein binding
Source: RefSeq, a predicted model, not a curated record